AUGGACUCCCUCGAACGCUCAAAGGACAAGAUGCCGAAGCGGUUCGAGAAGAAGGCCCGCAAGAUCAUGGAAAAAAUCGAUAAAGUUUCCAUGGAUGCCCUCUCCGAACUCCAGGGCAACCUUUACCCGGGAAUUGACGAACAGACCAAGCAGGAGUUGGRGCGCCAAUACCAAGAGGUUGUCGAUCAGGCCGUUAACAAAGGCCGCGCCAAACUCGUUAGUUGGCUCAACAAGAAAAUUGCAACGAAGCGCUCGAAGAGAAUGAUUGCGAUUGAGCAAAAGUCUCAAAACAAAUCCCACCGCGGCAUGGAGUACAUCGGCGACAUUUUGGAAAAGAAGCGUCAGAGCUUGAAGAGCAACACCACAGCAUUCGAUGGGGACGAGACUACUGUCUCUACCGACCCCGAUCUACAGGACUCUGAUAGAGAAAUGGAGGACGCCGAGACGGAUGAGAAAGGCUCGGAAUCUAAGGGAGAUGACAGAACUGAGUACCGCAAGGGCCUUGGCGAAGAAGACGGCUCGGAGAUUGGGGUAGACGAGAACGCACCCAAGUCUCCCGAAGUCUUCGCUCGCAAGGAGAGAUCGGGCGUUGCUAGUAAUCACAAUAUGGACUUAUAUCKUGGUACGAGCUCGUUCCGUCGGGCUUAUAGGGCUGCUACCUUCUACACGACAUUAACCAAACCAAGCAUAGACGAGCGGAGAGCCUCUAGUAAGGUAGUAGAUCUAAAGCCUAUUCCGAUCCGGAGCGAGGAGGACGCGAUUAAGCCCCUUAGAGGGGGACGCCGCGUAGGUAGCGAUAUGUUUAAUACCGGCACCUAA
Messenger RNA from Ramularia collo-cygni, 819 nucleotides. RefSeq lists its product as uncharacterized. The transcript has a single exon. The coding region runs from base 1 to 819 and encodes 272 amino acids. Lineage: Eukaryota; Fungi; Ascomycota; Dothideomycetes; Mycosphaerellales; Mycosphaerellaceae. The record is from RefSeq and is a predicted model, not a curated record.